Cicer arietinum (chickpea) is the source of this 2302-nucleotide messenger RNA. RefSeq names its product protein SIEVE ELEMENT OCCLUSION B-like. The record is from RefSeq and is a predicted model, not a curated record. Gene Ontology annotation, biological process: phloem development. NCBI's taxonomy places the organism in Eukaryota, Viridiplantae, Streptophyta, Magnoliopsida, Fabales, Fabaceae.
GCUCAAAGCAAGAAUUCAUUUGCUAAUUAUUAAUUAAUUUGAUUGAGAUACAAAUCACAUCAUCACCAUGUCCAAUACUGCAUUGUCCUAUGCUCCAUCAAAUGGCACUAUGAUCCAACAGCAGAAAUCUCAACUUCCUAAUCCCUUUGAGCUUGAAGACUAUCAGAUCCUUCACAAAGUUUAUCUCACCCACGUCAAUGAUGAUGAAAACUACGAUAAGGAUAUCCUUUUCAAGCUUGUAUCCAACAUCAUCUCUGCCUCAGCUCAAAUUUCUACGACUAAUUCUGUUCUUAACACACAGAUUUCUUUCAAACCAGACUUCCCUGCCCUGAAGAAGAUUUCUUGUCAGAUGAUAACGACACGUGGCACUCCAGAAUGUGCACACCAGACAACAAUGUGGAUUCUUCAACGGUUGAGAGGCUUCUCAUGGGAUGCAAAAGCACUUAUAACACUAGCUGCUUUCUGUUUGGAGUAUGGUGAAUUUUGGCACCUUUAUAGGCUUCAAUCAUCAGACACAACAAUUGGAAGCUCAUUGAAGCAAUUGAACCAAGUUCAAUUCAGAAAAGUCUCAUCUGAUAUAACUGAUCUAGUCACAUUCUUAUUGGAAGUGUUUCAGGACAUUAUACAGUGGUCAACAUGGUCUACUAUGGGUUAUGAUUUAGAGGAAAUUCCUUCUCUGUCAGAUGCUAUGCAAGAAAUCCCUCUUGUUGUGUAUUGGACACUUGCUACCAUUGUUGCUUCUACUGGCAACCUCAUCGGUACAUCGGAGCAUAAAUUAUCAGAUUUUAGAAAAAGGCUUUCUGAUGUUGUUCUGAAGUUGAAGGGUCAUUUGGCAAUUUGCAAAUUGCAAAUUGAGAGGGUAGAUGAUAAUGAAAGGCGUUUGAAAGAGUCUAAAAAUAUUAAAGAUGUUGUAAGUUUCUUGAGGCUUCUGAUCCAAGGAAAUGGAUCUGAUCAAAUACCACUUUUAUUUAAAGGCAACAAUCAAGUUAAAACGGGUAUUGAAGUCUUCAAGCAGAACUAUGUGUUGCUAUUCAUUUCUGGCCUAGACAGCAUCGGAGAUGAGAUUUUGCUAUUAAAUUCAAUCUACAAAAGAUUACAAGACAACCCACAAGAAGUGAUAAAAGGUUUCAAGAAAGAGGAUUUCAAGAUUUUGUGGGUCCCUAUUGUGGAUAUUUGGGAUGAAGUCCACAAGGAAGAGUUUAGGAAUUUGAAGGAAAGCAUGAAAUGGUAUGUGUUGGAAUAUUUCUCUGAGCUACCGGGGAUUGGAAUAAUAAGGAACAAAUUGAAUUAUUUGGAUAACAAGCCUAUUGUGUCAGUAAUUAAUCCUCAAGGUGAUGUGAUAAAUGAGGAUGCAAUGGAAAUUAUUUUUCAAUGGGGAUUUGAUGCUUUUCCUUUUAGGAAAAGUGAUGGAGUUGAUCUCUUUAAGAAAUGGGCUUGGUUUUGGAAUUUAAUGAAGAAAGUAGAUAUCAACAUAGAGGAGAUGAAAAGGGACAGUUACAUAUUCAUCUACGGAGGCAAUGACACAAAAUGGAUCCAAGACUUCACAACAGCAAUAGGAAGCAUUAAAAGAAACCAAAACAUAAAAAACAUAGAUGUCAGCAUUGACUACUACCAAUUAGGAAAACACAACCCAGCAAAAAUCCCAUACUUUUGGAUCGGUAUAGAUGGAAGAAAACAGAACAAAACAUGCCAAGACAAAGUAGACUGCGAAAUACAAGAAGCAGUGAAAAGCUUACUUUGUCUCAAACAAGAUCCAUUAGGAUGGGUUCUUCUAAGUAAAGGGUAUCAUGUUACACUUUUGGGCCAUGGUGAACCUAUGUAUCAAACAGUUGCUGAUUUUGAGAAGUGGAAAAAUAAUGUGGUUGAGAAAGAAAGCUUUGAUAUAGCUUUCAAAGAAUAUUAUAGUAUUAAGCUUCAAGAGAUAUCUUCUAGUGUUUCGUGUGCUUAUAAUUCUUCAAAUGUUUUGGCUACUAUAAGUUGUCCUAAUCCAACUUGUGGACGUGUGAUGGAAGUUACUUCUGUUAAUUACAGGUGUUGCCAUCGUGAUGAUCCAAAUAGUUGCUGCAAUUGAUUUAUAAGGAUGAAGGAGGAUUUAUGUUCUCAAGUUUGAUUUGCUUUAUAAGCAUGAAGUUUUAAUAUAUGUAUGUGUUUGUUGGUCAAGACGAAUUUUCUUGUGUGCUAUAGCCACUUUUGUUCCCCUUUGUUGAAUGGGUUGAAAAUGAAUAAUGGCUUUAUAUAAUUCGUCUGUAUGUUACUGAAUUUUGUUUUGAUUGAAUAAAAUUAAUUAUGCUUACUUUCUGCA